Molecule: messenger RNA, 1461 nt
Organism: Topomyia yanbarensis
Lineage: Eukaryota; Metazoa; Arthropoda; Insecta; Diptera; Culicidae
Exons: 4
Coding region: 1-1461 (486 amino acids)
Source: RefSeq, a predicted model, not a curated record
AUGCGAGGGAACACGGUAACUCAGCAACUUUCGCCUCAACAGUUAACUCUCCUGUAUGGAUAUAACCAUGGAACGCAUGGUAAACCGCUGGCUGAUGACACGCUUGAAGAUUGGAAAUCGCAUGUUAGGAUUCGAAAGGUCUGGCAGAAGUACUCGCUCCACUAUACCAUCCAUCAUGCUGAAGCCGCAGCCGUCAGCGUGAAACCAGAGGACAUGUUGACGGUCAACUAUUUGCUGGGUUCCCGGACACACUCCGAUCACUUUCCGGUAACUUGCGAAUUCGGUGGUGAAGUUGUUGCGUUCCCGAUCCGUCUUAGGAAAGAUUUCCACAGGGUUAAUUGGGUGGUCUUUCAGAGAACUAUUGACUCGCUACUGGAAGAAAAUCCUGCUCUUACUGAUACAAACGACAUCAACAACUGCCCGGAAAUGUUUCAGCAAGCGUUGGAAGGUGCAGAUAGGGCAUACAUCAGAAAAGUCCCGGUGAAAGUAAACGUCAUUUCCAUUGACCGUGACACAAAAUACCACAUUCGCCUUCGUAACAUCUUUAGGCGGCAGUUCCAAAGAACUGGUGACUUGGUCAAAAGACAGCUCGUUUCGCAUCUCAACGAAGUCAUUAAGUGUAGAAUGGAACGGCUGAAAAAUGAGAGCUUCGGAAAGGUAGUGCAGGGCCUAAAGGAUCAUUCUAAGCCGUUCAGGAAUGUUGCCAAGGUUUUAAAUUCCACCACUGAAAUCAGUGACCACUUUGCACGCUCGCACAACCUUGGCAAUAGUAUGCAAAGUCCAUUCGAAACGGCAGUAGAGGAUAAAAUGCGCUCGCUAGAUGAGACAACCUGCGUUGUCCCUCAGGAUCAGUUGGUGACAGUUGACGUAGUUCGCAUCGCAAUAAGAAACACCAAGAACAUGAAGACCCUCGGAUUUGAUAAAGUGUUCAAUCUGGUACUAAAAAACCUCAGUCGCCGAGCCCUUACAUUACUGGCAAACAUCUUUAACAAGUUUUGGCUUCAGGAAAGGCCAGCUAACGAGGGUGAUAAACAUCAAAAGGCAGAACAAAGCUGUCUCCAAGUCGACUGCAAUGGUUCUACCUAUGUAGAGAAAGCGUUUGACAACGUGUGGCACGAUGAGCUCAUCUACAAGCUUUGCGUGUUCAAAGUUCCAAUCUACCUCACACAAAUCGUUAGAAGCUAUCUCCACGAUAGAACAUUCAAAGUUGUACUUCAGGGAGCAGUCUCCAAAGUUUAUAGCAUACCAGCUGGUGUCCCCCAGGGAAGUCUCCUCGGUCCGAUGCUAUACAACCUGUUUACUUCGGAUAUUCCUCGCAUGCCCGACGGCUCAUGCCUGUCGCUGUUUGCGGACGACACCGCUCUCCUGGUGAAAGGGAAGAAAGUGACUGAACUUCGAAGUAAACUGCAACGCUGCUUCGACAUCUUCAUCGAAUAUACCGACAAAUGGAAGCUAAAUUGA